AUGCCUGUUGCCGUACUGAAUUCACAUCAAAACCAUCAGAAAAUGAAGCCUAUUAAAUGGGCAAACCAGCGCGUGCGUACUACUACUACUAAACAGCCUCGAGUACAUAAGCGAACCGUCUCCAGCGCGUCGAGCUGGUCUAACCAUACACGCACCUCUACUGCUGGAUCAUCAUCCUCAGCAUCCUCAUCCUCAACUUUCUCUUCUCUUGGCUCUCUUGGCUCUGUAGAUCCCAACGAAGCCCAGACACAGAAAUCCCAACCUGUCAGUGAAAUCGAUCGAUUGGUAACCGAACUUGCCUAUGCCUACGACUCGGUAGCAACCAUCACAGUUCACUUUGACAGCCUUCGACAUGCCUAUGCGUGCUCAAAGUCGGAAAUCGACAGAUCGACACGAGCAACACGGCUGUGUGAUAUGGAGAAAGAGCUCUUGACGGCCUAUGAUGACCUUGGGCUUCAAGUGGUUCACCUCGAACGAAAGAUUGUCAAACUUGAAACACGUCUCACGACCCUUCGCCUCCAGGAGCGACAAAAAGAUCCAAAGCUGGACCAAACCCAAACCCAAACCCAAUCCCAAACUCAAACUCAAAACCAUAGCAACAGCAAUAGCAAUAACCAUAGCAACAGCCAUAGCCAAGACCAUGAUAUGCUAAUCAAGCAAGAGCAAUCUCCAAUCGGUUCUGCAAUGAUCUUUUAUUCACCUUGUCCUUCCCAGUCUUUGGGAAUUGAAGUCAAAGGUGAAUAUGAUACAGACGAAAACGAAAACGAAAACACAAAAAACAACUACAAUUAUAACUAUGGUUACGACUACGAAGACAAAAAUCUGAGAAACUGGGCAUCCAGACCAGACCAGCAUCAUCAUCAACAACAACAACAACAACAGCAGCAGCAACAAGUAGCUAUUGGUUCUCCAAUUUUUUAUGAAGACAGCCCUUACCUCCUUGUGAAUGAACAAUGUGGUGUGGUUGUGCCUCGUGUGGAAAAUGGUUGUAUGACCCCUGAGUACGCCUAUCAGCACCAGGACGGAAUGACUUUUAACGAUGCACCUUGUUACGCCAUCUCUACUCAGGAUUCCACCUUGCCUUACGCUCCAAUCUACUAUGAAAACGCUCUUGCCAGCCCUAUCUCUCCAACCUUUCCAACCUUUCCUAUGACAGUUGUCUAUCCUACCUGGUCAUCUUCACCUAGGGCUGGCUUGACCUAA
Phycomyces blakesleeanus NRRL 1555(-) is the source of this 1203-nucleotide messenger RNA. RefSeq lists its product as hypothetical. Lineage: Eukaryota; Fungi; Mucoromycota; Mucoromycetes; Mucorales; Phycomycetaceae. The record is from RefSeq and is a predicted model, not a curated record. The transcript has a single exon. Bases 1 to 1203 code for a protein of 400 amino acids.